AUGGCGGACCCAUCGAAGAGAUUACAGGUACCCGACGACUCUGCCGCAGGGCCAUCAGAACCAUCGCGUUCGGGUGGUUCAGGUUACAACAACGCAACUCGCCCUGCGUCGACCCAGGUCUACUCUGCGACAGCACAACACUCAGCUGCGGCCCACAAUGGAUCGCAUGUGUCGCGCAAGCGCGCCUCGCACCAGGUCACCACGUCUCAGCCAGAGCGCGAGGAACCACUGGGCUAUCGUGAUGUUUAUUCCCACCCUGCGGCAGUUGCGUACGCAGCCGCCCAUCCGCGACGGACGAUUCCCAAAUUCGGGCCUUACCUGCUUUUGCAAACUCUUGGUGAGGGCGAGUUUGGCAAAGUCAAAUUGGGGCUGCAUUCCCAGUGGGGCGAAGAAGUCGCAGUAAAGCUUAUACGACGUGGAAACAUUGACACAGUGGUCCGAAUGUCAAAGGUAGAACGUGAAAUCGAGGUCCUUCGAACUAUCAAGCAUCCAAAUAUCGUACGCCUGUACGAUGUCAUCGAAACUGACAAAUACAUCGGCAUCAUCUUAGAAUAUGCAUCUGGCGGAGAAUUAUUUGACCAUAUCCUGGCACAUCGUUACCUCAAAGAGAAAGACGCUUGCAAGCUUUUUGCUCAACUCGUUUCGGGCGUCUGGUACAUCCAUCAAAAGAAAAUUGUUCACCGGGAUCUAAAACUAGAGAACCUGCUUUUGGAUCGCCACCGUAAUGUUAUCAUUACCGAUUUCGGAUUUGCUAAUCGUUUCGAACAUCGCGCGGACGAUCUCAUGCAGACGAGCUGCGGAAGUCCUUGCUACGCUGCUCCAGAACUCGUGAUCUCGGAAGGUCUCUAUGUUGGCUCCGCAGUCGAUAUUUGGUCUUGCGGUGUUAUACUUUACGCUAUGCUGGCCGGUUAUCUUCCGUUCGACGAUGAUCCCGCGAACCCGGACGGCGAUAAUAUCAAUUUGCUCUAUAGGUACAUAGUCAAUACGCCACUUACGUUCCCAGACUAUGUCUCC
Molecule: messenger RNA, 1014 nt
Organism: Fomitiporia mediterranea MF3/22
Lineage: Eukaryota; Fungi; Basidiomycota; Agaricomycetes; Hymenochaetales; Hymenochaetaceae
Product: Pkinase-domain-containing protein
Exons: 2
Biological process (GO): microtubule cytoskeleton organization; protein phosphorylation; intracellular signal transduction
Cellular component (GO): cytoplasm
Molecular function (GO): protein serine/threonine kinase activity; tau-protein kinase activity; ATP binding
Source: RefSeq, a predicted model, not a curated record